AUGGACUACAGUAUCCCGACUACCGUACCACCGCCAUCAAAUAAUGAUUGGUUUAAUUCGGCCACUUAUCAUGAUAUGCGAAGUGUGGUUAAUGCUACUUAUGAGGUAAGCGAUUUUUUGAAAAUGACCUUAGGGUACUUAGGAGAACCUGAGAGAUCCUAAAAUGAUAUUCGGGUCUUAAAAUGACUUUAGGGCACUUAGAAGAGCCUUAGAUAUUAUAAAAUAACCUUAGGGCACUUAGAAGAGCCUUAGAGUUUCGAAGAUGAUUUUAAGAAACUUAAAAUUGUCGUUAAGAACCUUAGAAAGACAUAGGAUAGCUUUAGAGAUCUUGAAAUGACCUUAGGGUACUUAGGAAAGCCAAAGAGAUCUUAAAAUAACCUUAGGGUACUUAGGAAAGCCUAAGAGACCUUAAUAUGCUUUUAAGGAACCUUAAAUUGUGCUCAAGCAUCUCAGAAAGACAUAGAAUAGCUUUAGAGACCCUAAAAUGACCUUACGAUUCUUAGGAGAGACUAAGAGAUUUUAAAAUGACCUUAGGAUACUUAGGAAAGCCGAAAGACUUUAGGAUGAUUUUAAAGAACCUUUAAAUGACCUUAGGGUACUUGGGAAAGCCGAAAAUACCUUAAGAUGAUUUUGAGGAACCUUGAAAUGGCCUUAGGGCACUAAGAGCACCCUAAGAAAUCUUGAAUGGACCUUAAGGUGCUUAGGAGAGCCUAAGAUAUCAAAAAUUGACCUUAAAGUCCUUAAAAGCAAGGGCCUUAACUAAAUCUGAAGAUUUUUAAGAAUGUCUAAGGAUACCUUUAGAUACCGUAACUUUACCUUAUGUUGCUUAAAAAGCCUAAAGCCAUAACAAUAAAUUUUGCAGAUACCGUACCCAUCUACAGUAACCCUAAAAUAUACGAAUUUCGGAACAUCCAGCGAUCAAAUCGAAACCAUUGAUGCCGGAAGUGUUCACGAUGACAAAGGAAGUAGCUCAACAUCAGAUUCAGUGAGUAAAUAGAUCAAAGUUUUGGCGCCAAAAAGUACAGUACCCCUUUUAGAUGUCUCCCGACACGAUUUUGAUGCCGAUGGUGAAACGUGGAAGACCGACUGAGAAUCCGUGUUGGAGCUAUUUUCAUCGGAUUGAUGAUCAAUUGGUGAGGUGUCGAAUUUGUACAAAGGUUAGGCUUGCGGAGAAAAAGUGUGCCGCAAAACUGCAAAAAGGGGCGGGGCUUAGGCUUAUGUAGUCUCAAAAUGAUCCCCAAGAAAAACUGUGCCGCAAAAUUGCAAAAAAAAAAUUUUUCACCAAAAACCGCGCCGCAAAACUGCAAAUUCUUCCAGCUCGUCAAAUCGGCGUGCGCCACAAAUAUGACCAAACAUUUGGAACGUCACCAUUCGGAUGACUAUGAGAAGCUCGCCGAGCAAAUCCGGCUCUAUCGAAUUAAUGAUGCCAGGUGGGAAAAAACUGUGCCAGGGUUGCAGGAAAAAUGGGCGGGGCUUGAAAUGGGGAGCAUUUUGAUAUAAAAUAUGGCUUGUGGGGUGUCAAAAAGCAUGAAAUUCUUCAACUAAAAAAACCAUGCGGCCAAAUUGCAAAAGGGGCGUGGCCUAAAAUCAAUUUCUUCCAGCUUCCGCACCAAAAUCCAAUACCUCACUCAUAUGAAUCCACCAGAAGACGAUGCCACAUCAUAUCUAAUUCCCAAAGAAGAGUUCACUACAGUACCCCAAACCUACAGUACUCCCGCAACUACAGUACCCCAAAACUACACGGAAUAUUUCGAUCCAUCCACGUCCACAGACACCAAUUGGCAAUUGUCGCAUUUCUGGGAUCAACCACAACAUCAAGCUCCAAUUACCGUACUCCAUCCACCACCGCCUACCGUAAUUCAAUCCACAUCUACAGUACCCUCGGUGCCUACAGUACUCCCUACAGUACCCAUAUUGGCUACAGUACCCGCCGCGAAACGACCGUGGAAUGGUGCUGGAGCGGUAGGAGGCGGCGGUGAACGACCGUAUAUGAAGCGGAAUCGCAAGACGGAACAUCCGGUUUGGGAGUAUUUUAAGAGGACUGGCGACGGAAACGCGGAAUGCACGAUUUGCGGAGGAGUUGGUAGGUCAACAAAAAAGUGUGCAGCAAGAUUGCAAAAAGGGGCGGGGCUUAAGAUUCUUUUUUCAAAAGAACCCUAAAUAUAGGCUUGUGGGAUGUCUAAAAUCAUGGAAUCUUGUAACUAAGCCAACCCUCUGGGUAAUAAUUGUUGAAAAUAAACCGUGCGGCAUAUUUGCAAAAGGGGCGGGGCUUAAAAUUCUUAAAAUUACAAGAAUCCCCAAAUAUAGGCUUGUGGGGUGUCUAAAAUCUCCAAAUUUCCUGAAGAAACCAACCAUGUAGGUCAACAAUCUUGAAAAUAAACCGUGCGGCAAGAUUGCAAAAGGGGCGGAGCUUAAAAUUCAAAGGAACCCUGAAUAUAGGCUUGUGGGGUGUCUAAAAUCCGCAAAUUUCCUAAAAAAGACAGUCCUCUAGAUUAAAAACGUUGAAAAUAAACCGUGCGGUACAUUUGCAAAAGGGGCGGGGCUUAAAAGCAUUCAAAUUCAAAAGAACCCAAAAAACUCACCAUAUAUCAAAAAAACCAUGAAAAAUCGCCAAUUUCCAGUCAAAUCACCGUGCUCCUCGAAUUUCAUGCGUCAUUUGAUGCGUCAUCACACUCCCGAAUACAACGAUGUCUAUAUGAAGUGGGUACAGAAGCGCAAUCAAACCGGCGGAGGACCACCCACACAGCAAAUGUAG
Messenger RNA from Caenorhabditis angaria, 2755 nucleotides. Lineage: Eukaryota; Metazoa; Nematoda; Chromadorea; Rhabditida; Rhabditidae. The record is from the annotation of a GenBank genome assembly.